Messenger RNA from Lycium ferocissimum, 780 nucleotides. RefSeq names its product ethylene-responsive transcription factor 13-like. Lineage: Eukaryota; Viridiplantae; Streptophyta; Magnoliopsida; Solanales; Solanaceae. The transcript has a single exon. The record is from RefSeq and is a predicted model, not a curated record. Bases 15 to 581 code for a protein of 188 amino acids. Gene Ontology annotation, biological process: ethylene-activated signaling pathway; regulation of DNA-templated transcription. Gene Ontology annotation, molecular function: DNA-binding transcription factor activity; DNA binding.
AAAAAAGAAGAAGAAUGAAUCCAGCUGAUUUUUCCCUUCUUCAAUCUAUACAACAUCAUCUUCUUAAUGAUUCUGAUAUUCCAGAAAUAUUUUCAGCUCUAGAUUCAAAUAGCCCCAGUUCAUCAAGUUUAAGCAAUUCCCCUUCUACAGAAAAUAACUUUUACUAUGGGGAAUUAACACCAUUAAUAAACCCUAGUACUACUACUUUAGAAGCCACUGAAAAACCCGAGUUUGAAGAGACUAAUAAGGAGACCGUGGCGGCGAGUGUGACACACGCGCCACAAGAUUGGAAGCGGUACCGAGGAGUAAGGCGGCGUCCAUGGGGGAAAUUUGCGGCGGAGAUAAGGGAUCCGAAUAAGAAAAAUGGGAGAUUAUGGUUAGGGACUUAUGAGACACCUGAGGAUGCAGCAUUGGCUUAUGAUCAAGCCGCUUUUAAAAUCCGUGGCUCGAAAGCUCGGCUUAAUUUUCCUCACUUAAUCGGCUCUGGUGUGCCCGAGCCGGCUAGGGUGAACCCUAGACGUCGGUCGCACUCGCCAGAGUUAUCAUCUGAAAAUGGAACACCAAGAAAACUAUUUGAGUGAUAUAUAUAGGUUUUGUUGCUUGUAUACUUUGAUUAAGAAUAAAUUUUGAUUUUGUGAUAUUGGGGAAUGAAACAAAUAAAAUAGUUAACUCGUGCUAGAUUUCGCAAGAGAUUGUAAAAUGAUCCUUUUUGUAUUGAUGACAUACUAAUUUAUCCAAUUUUAUGUGAUAAAAUUUAAUGAGUCAUCACAAAUUUUCUUU